UAGGCCCAUAUAUAUAAGCAACAAAAUGUACAAGAGGAAUAAACCCCGCGAAAAAAGCAGCCGCCUUUCGUCUCCUCAAUUCUUGCCCAUCGGAAGUUCGGAACAAACACACGAUUUCUGCAUUCCUUUCAGGCGCCUUCCGUCGACGGCGCUUCAGUUUCCCUCGCCGCCGGUCGACGUCCUGUCGCGCGAUCCUCCCGUGCUGCCGCUGCCUGCCAUUGGAGGUAAAAUAGGUUUAUAUUUGCUAGCUUCAGCUGGAACGGACAUGGAAUACGGCAGCAUCCCUUCGUCCGUGCACGCCACCGUGUUCAAAGAAUCGGAGUCUCUUGAGGGGAAAUGCCAUGAGAUCAAAGGCUACGACUUCAACCAAGGCGUGGACUACCAUCAGCUGCUUAAAUCAAUGGUCUCAACUGGGUUCCAAGCUUCCAACCUCGGUGACGCUAUUUCAGUUGUUAAUCAGAUGUUAGACUGGAGGCUUGCUGACGAGAUCAUUGCUGAAGAUUGCAGCGAAGAAGAGAAGGACUCUGCUUAUAGACAGUCAGUGAGGUGCAAGAUUUUCUUGGGGUUCACCUCAAAUCUGAUCUCUUCCGGUGUUAGAGAUACAGUUCGCUAUCUCCUUCAGCAUCACAUGGUUGAUGUGGUGGUCACUACUGCAGGUGGCAUAGAAGAAGACCUUAUCAAAUGCCUAGCCCCGACAUACAGAGGGGACUUCUCUUUACCUGGAGCUCAACUGCGUGCAAAAGGGUUGAAUCGCAUUGGCAACUUGUUAGUUCCUAAUGAUAACUACUGCAAAUUUGAGGACUGGGUUAUCCCCAUUUUUGACCAGAUGUUGAAAGAACAAACUGAAAAUGUAUGGUUUUCGUUCAUUUUGGAUUUAUCCAUUUCAGUUGAGGUAGAAUCUACUUUAUGGACGCCAUCAAAGUUAAUUGCCAGACUGGGGAAAGAGAUUAACUGUGAAAGCUCAUACCUUUACUGGGCAUACAAGAACAACAUUCCAGUGUUUUGUCCUGGAUUAACUGACGGUUCACUUGGGGACAUGCUGUACUUUCAUUCUUUCCACAAUCCAGGAUUGAUUGUUGACAUAGUUCAAGAUAUUAGGGCCAUGAAUGGCGAGGCUGUUCAUGCAACUCCUAGGAAAACUGGGAUCGUUGUUCUUGGAGGUGGGCUGCCGAAGCACCACAUAUGCAAUGCCAAUAUGAUGCGAAACGGUGCAGAUUAUGCUGUUUUUGUCAACACGGCGCAGGAGUUUGAUGGGAGUGAUUCUGGAGCUCAGCCUGAUGAGGCUGUUUCUUGGAAAAUACGAGGCUCUGCCAAAACAGUAAAGGUAGUAUCUUCUCUUGUGUGCUCUUUUUGGUUUAUGACCUUGCUUUCACUUGUUUUUUAGGUUUCUCAAAUGAUGAGAUAUAUGCUACAAGCUGUUUCAUACGAUGCAGUACUUGGAUGUCUAUGUGGCUGUUUCAUUUGUAACAAAACAAACAUCUAACAAAAGAAAUCAUCUAACUAAAUAAGUGUUCAAUAACAAAAUUGGCAUUUUGUCUAGUUUGCAAUUAGUUUGAUUAUCUUGGCAUGGCACAUAAGCUUUGUCAUGUCUCCGUAAUGGACCGUUUAGCAUCCACUAGGCCCUCGGCUCUCGAAACUGACUCCCGAUUGCCGAGGAAACACAUGAACCUGUGAUAAAACCUAUUCUCGAAUUGGGAAGAGUUGGAUCCAGCAGGUGCAUGGGGGUGCCCGGUUGCACGGUUUUGGUGACUUGAGCCUAUUUGACAUGCUGACUCAACGAAACUUAAUGUCAGAUUGGACAAAGAUGAGUUGGAGUGAGUCUUUUGUUUGGAAUCAUUCAAAUAUGGUUCAUUGUGAUGCAACGAUUGCUUUCCCGCUACUGGUUGCUGAGACAUUUGCCACAAGGCAAGACAGAACCAGGAAGACCAGAGCUUGAUCUAUGGUGGCUACGUGCAGUUGGUUAACGAAGAGAUGGACAUUCAAGACCAACUUUCAUAACCAUUUGAAGGUUAAGCUUCUAUAGUUUUACAUGGUAUGGAAGGUGUGAGUAGGAAACAUAGCUUUGCUGGAUUUUUGUUCUGCCAAAGUAACAAUGGCCAUAUUAUCCGCAUGGAAGAGUAUGAUUGUUUGAACUUAAAUAUGAACCUAAAGUUCAAGUAGAGUCCAGGAGGCACAAUGUGCGCAAAUUGACUUACCCAACUGUGACUUACCCAUCUGGGUUGAAGACUCUGCCCUUCCUAACUAGAAAAGAAGUUAAAUACUAAAGCUACUGCCUGUGGGGAACUCUUGUAACUUCAAAAAACUUUUUACC
Messenger RNA from Linum tenue, 2311 nucleotides. Lineage: Eukaryota; Viridiplantae; Streptophyta; Magnoliopsida; Malpighiales; Linaceae. The record is from the annotation of a GenBank genome assembly.